This is a messenger RNA of Lasiosphaeria miniovina, 543 nucleotides long. RefSeq lists its product as uncharacterized. The transcript has a single exon. Lineage: Eukaryota; Fungi; Ascomycota; Sordariomycetes; Sordariales; Lasiosphaeriaceae. The record is from RefSeq and is a predicted model, not a curated record. The coding region runs from base 121 to 480 and encodes 119 amino acids.
GGCCAAGCCACUGCUAGCCCUGUGGCUUCCCGCGCCAAUGCUUCGCGUCAUCGCGAGACGCUUCAACUUUUCCUCGACCCUUUGAUCUCGAGACGGGAAGCCGCUUUCCCUCCGCCGACAAUGUUCCCAACACUGGUACGCCGAUUGGCGCAAGCGCCCAAGCCUCAGAUAUUCGAAUCGGCCACAGCGCCGUCGAAGCUCAAGAAAGUCUGGCCACCCGACUUCACCAAGAUGACGCCCCAGGAGCAGCUGCGGUUCGAGAAGCGAUACAAGAGGAGGCUGGCACACAUGGCGCAGCGGCCGCGGUGGAACAAAAUCGUCAAGCUCACGCAGUACUUCACAAUAUCAUGUAAGGGGAUGCGCAAUUGGGACAGACCAGCCAGAUCUUGGGCUGACUGUGUGUUAAGUCGUGCUUGUGUACAGCGUUCUAUUUAUGGACGCGAAAAACGAGCAUCAGCCGUUCGAAGGGGUAGGAUAUAGGCUCUCCUGCUUUCGAAUUACAAGUCUAACUGGCCCGACAGCUCCGAGCGAAGUUCUGGGGCG